Salvia miltiorrhiza (redroot sage) is the source of this 1372-nucleotide messenger RNA. RefSeq names its product protein OVEREXPRESSOR OF CATIONIC PEROXIDASE 3. The transcript has 4 exons. Gene Ontology annotation, biological process: regulation of transcription by RNA polymerase II. Gene Ontology annotation, molecular function: DNA binding; DNA-binding transcription factor activity, RNA polymerase II-specific. Gene Ontology annotation, cellular component: nucleus. NCBI's taxonomy places the organism in Eukaryota, Viridiplantae, Streptophyta, Magnoliopsida, Lamiales, Lamiaceae. Bases 97 to 1185 code for a protein of 362 amino acids. The record is from RefSeq and is a predicted model, not a curated record.
UUUGUACCCUUUUGAACAUAAAGCGUGUUUGAAGUUUUGCAGUGGAGAGCUAUUUAGGCGAGAAAGAAACCUAAAAGAGGAAGAAAACUAAAAAUUAUGGCGUCAACUUCACCUUCUCUUCGAAUAUCCAUAACGCUUCAGAGCUGCAGAAAGCCCCUCUUUCCCACAACUCUCACCACUUCUUUCCGGCCGCGGCAGCUGCCUUCGCGCUCCGCCGGUCUCAGCUGCUCCAGCCGCCGUCGGGACGGCGGCAACCCUUCCCUAACUCCCAAGAAAAGCAACAAGAAAAAAAUUGCUAAGAAAGAAGUUGGAGAAGAUGAAGAUAUGGAUGAAGAUGCCUUCGAGGCGCUCUUUCGUCAACUUGAAGAAGAUCUGAAAAAAGAUGGGUUGGAUGGUGAAGAUGAUGAUGAUGAUGUAAGUGAGGAAGAUCUCGCGAAACUUGAAAAGGAGCUAGCUGAGGCUUUGGAGGAUGAUGACUUUUUAGUGGCAUUGGGCUCUGCUGCCCUUGGAGGUGUUGUGAACGAAGACGAAGAUGAUGAUGAAAAUGAAGAUGAUGAGGAAGAGGAAGAAGAAGAUGAAGGCGAAGAUAUUGAUGUUACUAACAAUGUGGAUGGAGAUGAAGUCGAUGAUGAUGACGAUGAAGAAGAGGAAAUGCCUGUGAAGCUUAAGAAUUGGCAACUCAGGAGGCUGGCGUAUGCAUUGAAAGAUGGUCGCCGCAAGACUAGUAUCAAAAAUCUUGCUGCUGACUUAUGCCUGGAUAGAGCCGUUGUCCUCAAAUUACUUCGCGACCCUCCUCCUAAUCUUGUCAUGUUGAGUGCUACACUGCCCGAUAAACCUGCGAAAACAGUCUUAGAUCCUGUGAGGAAACUCGAAGAAGCUGCUCCUUUGGAGACGGCUAUGGAGGCUGCGAAGCCUGAAGUUGAGGUCAAAGAGCCGGUCCAUGUGAUGCAAAGCAACUGGUCUGCUCGAAAAAGGCUGAAGAAAGUACAAAUCGAAACCCUUGAAGAAGUCUACAGACGAUCAAAGCGCCCAACUAAUGCCAUGAUCAGCAGUAUCGUGCAUGUGACGAACCUGCCCCGUAAAAGGGUGGUGAAAUGGUUCGAAGAUAAACGGGGAGAGGAUGGCGUGCCCGAACAGCGCCGCCCGUACGAGCCACGUGCUUCGGAAUCCGUCAUUACCAGCUAGAACAUCCCCUGCUCCUUUCCACCUUUUGAUGAAGAGGAAGACGAAAACCUGGAAGUAAAAUAGAGCUGAAACAUUCAUCAUUGAGCACAACAAAAUUUCAAUCAUAGAUAGGAAGAGAAAGCCACUGGCUAGCUCAGAUAUUUAAGAAAAGGACCAAAUGGAAUGAGAAAGAGCUUUUGUUUUGUUU